AUGACGUCCCCGUUCCUCACACGGAACACCAUAGCCGACAAAGAUAGCCUUGCCCUCUUGCAACUCCGCCGCGACCAGAUCGUUCCGACCAUCCUCCGCGACCAUGACGAUGAGAAUCAAGGCUAUUGGGAAGGAAAGGUCACCAACACCCGCUUUGGCUCGUUCCCCCACAGCACUCUGAUCGGACAGCCCUGGGGCUCGCAGAUUGUCGCUUCGAAAGUCGACACAGGUUCGCGCGGUCGCACCCAAUCCGCUAAGCGCAAGGCAGAGGAGCUCGAUGCCGAGGCAACAACAACUGGCGCAGAAGAGGAGAAGAAGAAGAAGCCAUCAUUAAGAGCCCCCGUCUCUGCGGAGAGUGGGUUCCUACACAUCCUUGCCCCGACUCCCGAAGCAUGGACCAUAUCUCUUCCACACCGCACGCAGGUCGUCUACACCCCAGACUACAGUUACAUCCUCCACCGACUCCGCGCACGACCGGGGUGUACAGUCAUUGAAGCCGGAGCCGGCAGCGGCUCGUUCACGCACGCCUCCGCUCGCGCCGUUUUCAACGGUUUCGAAUUCCACGAACAGCGCGCGGCCAAAGUGCAGAAGGAACUGAGAGAUCACGGUCUCGACGGGAUAGUGGAGGCUACGCAUCGCGAUGUCUACGAAGACGGAUUCCUGUUGGGCGAUCCCAAGACCGGCAAAUCACCCAAAGCCAACGCCAUCUUCCUGGAUCUUCCUGCUCCCUGGCUCGCGCUGAAACAUCUCACGCGCACUCCGCCACCCGGACAGGAAUCGGCUUUGGACCCUGAAUCCCCAGCUUAUCUGUGUACAUUCUCGCCCUGUCUCGAGCAAGCAGAGCGUACAAUUCGCACUAUGCGCAAGCUAUCAUGGCUCAAUAUUUCAAUGGUGGAAGUUGCCCAGCGUCGGCUAGAUGUCAAGCGGGAGCGUAUUGGUCUGGAUACCGAAGGCGUGCGCGGAGCUACACUGUUUCCUAAGACCGUCGAGGAGGCAGUCGCAAAACUUCGCAGUGAUGAACAACGUGCCAAGCUCAUCCGGGACAACCGAUUGACCAAAGACCAGCCAGAUUAUCAGCCGAUUGCGAAGGAGACGCCGUUCUAUAAGGAGAAGACCGAUAUCCCUGUAUAUGCCCAGGGUCGCUUGACGCAUCGAUCAGAGCCGGACCUCCGAACUCACACCUCAUACUUAGUCUUUGCGAUCUUGCCUCGGGCUUGGUCUGAAGAAGAUGAGCAAAAGUGCCGGGAUCAAUGGCCAUCUGCCAAGGUCGUUAGGUCCGACAAUGAGCCGAAGACAAGCAAGAAGCAAAUGAAGAGACAGGCUGCCAUGGAACGGGCAAAGCUCCGCGAAGAACAGAAGCAGUCGGCGGAAAAGCCACAGCCAGAAUCGGGGGAUAAGGCUGAGGAAGAAGGGACCAAGCAAGAAGAGAUCAAGCAAGAAGAGAUCAAGCAAGAAGAGAUGAAGGAAGAAGAGAUGAAGGAAGAAAGCACCGAGGCAUGA
This is a messenger RNA of Penicillium mononematosum, 1500 nucleotides long. It is a transcript of the gene trm61, whose product is annotated as tRNA 1-methyladenosine methyltransferase subunit GCD14. Gene Ontology annotation, biological process: tRNA methylation. The record is from RefSeq and is a predicted model, not a curated record. Bases 1 to 1500 code for a protein of 499 amino acids. Lineage: Eukaryota; Fungi; Ascomycota; Eurotiomycetes; Eurotiales; Aspergillaceae. The transcript has 2 exons. Gene Ontology annotation, cellular component: tRNA (m1A) methyltransferase complex; nucleus.